This is a messenger RNA of Stegastes partitus (bicolor damselfish), 1605 nucleotides long. RefSeq names its product activator of HSP90 ATPase activity 1. Bases 119 to 1168 code for a protein of 349 amino acids. Gene Ontology annotation, biological process: positive regulation of ATP-dependent activity; protein folding. NCBI's taxonomy places the organism in Eukaryota, Metazoa, Chordata, Actinopteri, Pomacentridae. Gene Ontology annotation, cellular component: cytosol. The record is from RefSeq and is a predicted model, not a curated record. The transcript has 9 exons. Gene Ontology annotation, molecular function: ATPase activator activity; protein-folding chaperone binding.
CACUCAGACUUUCAGGAGACUCACAGCGAUGGUAAUACAGCAGGAGUUCCUCUGAGUUGACUGGUGUUAAUACAGCACAACGUUUUAAACUUCAGUCUGUACAAAUCAGUAACCAGCAAUGGCUAAAUGGGGUGAAGGGGAUCCUCGAUGGAUUGUAGAGGAGAGAGCUGAUGCCACCAACGUCAACAACUGGCACUGGACGGAGCGCGAUGUGUCCAGCUGGUCCUCAGAACACCUCCGUCAGCUGCUCCUCAGUGUUCGUGUGGAGGGACCAGAGGGAGUCUGUCAGGUGACCGACAUCAGCAAGCUGGAUGGAGAAGCUUCCAUCAACAACCGCAAAGGAAAACUCUUCUUCUUCUACGAGUGGCAGCUGAGAGCCAGAGUUGGCUGGGUCAGUACGUCCAGCAGUGGAGUGAAGUACAGAGGAACUGUUGAUGUGUCAAACUUAUCUGACGAGAAUGACGAGGACGACCUGGAUAUCUCAGCCUCUCUGUGCAAGGACCAGCCCAGCACACCGCUCCUGGACCUCAUGAAGAGGACUGGCAUUAAGGAGGUCCGCAGAGUUCUGGGCGAGUACGUCCGCCAGCUCAAAUCAGAGUUCAGUCAAGGGAUGAUCCUUCCUACUACUGAUGGACCGAAGCAGCCGCCACCUGAGACCGCCAAGAAGAACCAGGUCAAGACCAACAAAACCCAGAUCAGUGCCACCACCAAGUGCACCUCCAGUCCCUCCCCGAGGAGCUCCUCCACCCCCGCCCCCUGCCCCACAGGUAUUCGUAUCCCAACCUGCAGCUUUAACCUGAGGGAAACUUUCCAGACAUCUGCUGAUGAACUCUACAGGACCUUCAUCAACCAGGAGUUUGUGCAGGUAUUUACGCGCUCGGUGGCGGUGGUCGAUGGUCGGCGAGGAGGGAGGUUCCAACUGCUGGAUGGAAGCGUCAGCGGAGAGUUCACACAGCUGGUACCAGACCAGAGGAUUGAAAUGAGGUGGCGGUUCAGGACGUGGCCCGGCGAGCACUACGCCACUGUCAGUCUGGAGCUGGAGGACCGAGGAGACGAGACAGAGCUGAGGAUGGAGUGUCAUGGAGUCCCUGCAGGGGAGGAGGAUUCCACCAGGGAGGGCUGGACCCGGUUCUACUUCCAGGCCAUCAAACAGACAUUUGGAUACUGAGAUCCAACACUGAGAGACUCUGAGAUACUGAAACCUGGAGCUUGUCUGACAGGCUGAAAGGAGGACGGUGGCCAGGAUAAGACUAAACAAGGCAACAGAAUGAACUCUCUUAAAGGAACAGUCCAACAUUUUAUACAUCCUGUUGCUCUCCUAAGGUAGGAGUCAUGUUUCUGUUAGACCUCACAGACCUGCUGUUCUUUGUCUUUUCCAGGAUCAUAUGUUUCAGGUACAUCAGUUACCAGUACAGAAUUGGGUCCGGGAUAUGGUGAACCUAGCUUAGCAAAAAGACUGGAAACAGGGAGAAGUGGUAACCUGGCCCCACCUAAACAGAACUAACCAAACACAAGAAUUUUCCAAAAUGUUGGAAAUGUUUCUUCACAGUUUGACAGGUUCUCCGCGGCCAAAUCACUGUGUGAAUAAAUGACUGCUUUUUGUUC